Messenger RNA from Ambispora gerdemannii, 516 nucleotides. Lineage: Eukaryota; Fungi; Glomeromycota; Glomeromycetes; Archaeosporales; Ambisporaceae. The record is from the annotation of a GenBank genome assembly.
AACCAUUCUUUAUUGAAGAUCAAACCCGUUUAGUCAUUAAUACAUUAAACGCGUUUAGAAAUACGCGAAAUUUCGAACGUACAACCCCGGACAUUAAUAUUGAAGAAAUUGAGAACGAUUCGGACGAUUAUUAUUCUGAAACAAGACAUUCAGAAAAAAACGAGGAAAAUUUAAUUAAUAACAAUCUUUUCGAAGAACAAGGAACCCCACCAUCACAAUAUCAAACUCAAACACCAACUCCAGAACCAGAAGAAGACGAAAUGGCAAACAUAGACACCGUUUUGAACACUGUAAAUCAACUGACGAAUGCUAACCUCAACGAUAUCACUACCGUUCUACAAGGACUAGCUCGUAGGCUGAAACAAAUGGAAACGACAAGUCGACCGCAAAAUGGUGGAAAUAAUCAACGCUCAACAUGGAAUCGACCGAAUUAUACCCUCCUAGCGGAACAUGAAUAUCUAACAGACGAACGAAAAAGAACUCGUGUUAACGAAGCUGGCGAAUCUGCGGAUGCUA